Messenger RNA from Camellia sinensis, 537 nucleotides. NCBI's taxonomy places the organism in Eukaryota, Viridiplantae, Streptophyta, Magnoliopsida, Ericales, Theaceae. The record is from RefSeq and is a predicted model, not a curated record.
AUGUCAAUAAACUCAGAAAUCAAUGUGUGUUUAAGGCAGCUAAUCGAAACUGAAAUGGGUGGAGUUUUGCUGUGGGUGUACCCACUCAGUGCAGAAGUGCAGUCCCUGGACUCAUGUUUUUGUUCUCUGCCAUUCUAUGUUUUUUUCCUCUGGUUUAUCUCUGCCCUGCCUUUGCUGAUCUGCCCUGGAAGGGUUGCUGUCCAGAAUGUAGUGGGAGGCAUUUUUGGUGUAUCUUUGCAAGUUCUGUUUCUGGUAUUGAGCCAGGAGUUGAGUUUGGCUGUGGUGCAACCCUCCAUAUGGUGUGAUGAUUGUAUAUCAAUAGUAUGUGGGUCUCAGAAGGUGCAAGCCUCGGACAUUACCUGUGGGCCAGGGCAUGGAAUCAGUUUUGGAAGCUUAGGUUCUGGGAAAUCAGUAGGUCAUGUAUCAGAUGUGGUGGUGAAUGGAGUCCGGAUCAAGACCUGGCAGUCCAUUCUUGUGGUUCUGCUGUUGGGUGUUAAGCUGCUUGGCUGCUAUGCUGCUGGGUUGUUUGGUGCUUGA